AUGCGUAAUCAGGGAAGAAAUAGGCGGUCCCGUAACCACAAGGAGGUCAAUGACACCCAGCUCAACAUCCCUCGUGAUGACCCGCAGGUUCAGUCGUAUUCGCGACAUCAACAUCCGUCUCACUACAGCGACGCCCAUCGAUUACCGUCCACGAUGCCCAGUAGGUCUACGUAUGAAGUGGGAAGGGACAGGAAUGUAGCCCCAGGUCGAAGUUUGCGUGAGGGUGACUGGGGCACAAGCGGGAGUCACGACCGUUACGGCUACGACCUAUACCCCCCUGAACAUGACGCUUACGACGAUCCAUUAAGGAGGGAUGCUGGUGCUUGGGGAGGGGGCAAUGACGGUUACUCGUCUCGCGGAGGUUGGUCUCACUCAUAUCAUCAUCCUGAACCGUCCACGUCGUAUCAGGAUUCGUCAAAUUGGAAACCAACCUCCCCAACAGCCCACCACUACGGCAGCAGCUCGCACUACAAGCCUCCCGUUGACCCAUACAUGGAACCCAAUCCGUAUCUGCCUCGAAGCCCAACCCAUUUUACAGAACGAAGUCCGCUCGGCUACGACGACCCUCAAAGCUACUAUUACGAACAAUGGCGUGGGCGAGACCCACGGCCGAGUCCUUCCGACGAGAAAAUGGAUUACAACCAAAUCGACAAACGAGGGGCUCAGGGAUGGAGGAGGAGCAGCGGUGGGGGUAAGGGUGGGCAACCCAAGUUCCAGAGCGACUCUGGUUGGUCAGGGCGGAAGAAGAGCAAAGAAUGGGGCAAUUCCAAUCAACAGCGCUACGAUGAGAAGCAACCUGAACCACUCUAUUCGAGCGUAGAAGACAGGUCAUGGGAGCCAGCGGAUUCAUGGAAAUCCUCCAACCGCCACGAGGGCGGCGCCAGUACCUCCAAGCAUCAGCAGCACCACACUCCUGGUCGCCCGGGCACACAACAGCAGUCAAAAUCAUCACGCAAAGAGAAAAAAUCGGGCAAGCAAAAGAAGGAAUGGAAAAACGAAGACUUGAAUCUUAACAAGUAA
Molecule: messenger RNA, 1020 nt
Organism: Coprinopsis cinerea okayama7#130
Lineage: Eukaryota; Fungi; Basidiomycota; Agaricomycetes; Agaricales; Psathyrellaceae
Exons: 1
Coding region: 1-1020 (339 amino acids)
Source: RefSeq, a predicted model, not a curated record